GAUGGCUGCAGAGAAGAGGGCCGGAAGUGCUGCCGCUGGCGGUAGCUGGAGCUCUGAAAUCAUGGACCGGGUUCUGCCAAUGUUGUUGGUGCCGGUACCAGCCGAGGCAACGGGACGUCUGGGUUCCCGAGCGCAACUGCACAGAGAGCAGGAGGUUCUGGCGAGCCUGACGGCUGCAGGCAGCCUUCAAGUGCUUUCCUUAACGCCAGGCGGCCGGGACGGGGGCGGCUGCAGCCUCGGCGGCCCAUUUCGGCACUUUGUAUGGGAGGAUUCACAUAACGGCAUACCAACAGACAAGCCCAGACUGCUCGCUGUUAGUGAGAAUUAUGAAUUGUUCAUCUAUGAAUUUAAUCUGAAAGAUGGAAGGUGCGAUGCUACCAUUUUUUAUAGCUGUAGUGAAGAGGCAUUGCAAAAACUCAUUGAAGAUCAAAAUAUCAGUACUUCCUUAUUAUCUUUGAGAAUUCUGUCCUUUCAUAAUAACACGUCAUUACUGUUCAUCAACAAAUAUAUCGUCCUACACCUUCAGUUUCCUGAAAGAGGUGCUGAAAUUGGAGUACUCAGCUGUUUCACAUUACCCUUGCCUGCACAGGUGGUUGACAGGAUUGUUGACAUGCAGCUCUGCAGAGGAAUUCUUUUUGUUUUGAGUAGCUUAGGUUGGAUCUACAUUUUUGACACCGUGGGUGGUACUCACGUAGCUCACGUGGACUUAGCACUUCACCAAGAAGACACGUGCUAUGAGCAGCAAGGGCAGCCGGCCCCAGUUUCUUCCUUUACCUCACUGAAAGUGUCUCAAGACCUAGAUGUUGCAGUGGUUGUCAGUGCCUCCAAUUCUGCAGUUGCUGUGAACUUAAAUUUGUAUUUCAGGCAGCACCCAGGACACCUACUAUGUGAGCGAACUCUAGAAGACCUUCCUCUUGAAGGACCUAAGGGGAUAGAUGAAGACGAUCCUGUUAACUCCAACUACAACAUGAAACUGACCAAGUUCUCCUUCCAAGUUGAUAGGUCUUGGAAAGCUCAGUUAUCAUCACUCAGUGAAACUAUAAGCAGCUCCAAACUGGAGGCUUCCCAUUGUGCUCCAUGGUUUCAAGAUAUUUUACAUUUGGAGUCCCCUAAGUCCGAUAGCCACAGUACCAGUCUGCCAAGCUGGCCCUUCAUUCCAAGUGACAUAAUGCACGGCCAGUAUAAUUUCCCACAGAAAGAUGAUGCCGAGAUCAGUGAUCCAGGAAGACUAUGGAAGAUACUGCACGUCCGUGAGCAAGAGGAGCCCAUUAAGCUCAGAUGCGUAUCUGUGACAGGAUUCACAGCUCUGUUUUCUUGGACGGUGGAACGGACAGGCUGCACCAUUGUCCUGUGGGAUUUGGAAACCCAGGCCAUGCAGUGUUUUGCCCUUGGCAAAAAGUGCAUUCCUGUAGAUAGUAGUGGAGAGCAGCAGCUGUGCUUUGUUUUGACAGAAAAUGGAUUGUCUCUGAUUCUGUUUGGUUUAACACAAGAGGAGUUUUUAAAUAAACUAAUGAUCCAUGGAAGUGCCAGCACUGUGGACUCUCUUUGCCAUCUCAAUGGUUGGGGAAGGUGCUCGAUUCCCAUACACGCCCUAGAGGCUGGGGUAGAAAAUCGUCAGCUGGACACAGUAGAUUUCUUUUUGAAGAGCAAAGAAAAUCUUUUGAAGCCAUCCUCAAAAUCUUCUAUGCCUGACCAGCUUGAUAACUUUCCAUCUGAUUUAUAUUUGAAAAAUGUAGAAGAGCUGACACCAGCGUUGGAUUUACUCUGCUCGGCAAUUAGAGAAAGCGACUCUGAAACCCAAAGCAAACACUUUUCAGAGCAACUGCUUAACCUUACACUAUCCUUUCUUAACAAACAAAUAAAGGAACUUUUUAGUCACAAUAAAGCUUUAGAUGAACAUCUUCAGAAAGGAGUGGACAUUCUGACCAAAUAUAUUAAUGAACUUCGCACCUUCAUGAUAAAGUUUCCUUGGAGGCCAAUAGCUGCUAUAGAUGAAUGUGAUGUAAAUGCGAAUGCCUCUCUAGUAAGGGAGAGCAAUGUGUGGGAGAAACUCAAUACUGAGGAUGUUAUUGCCAGUGCUAUUUUAAACAACAAAAUACCAGAGGCACAGACAUUCUUCAGAAAUAAUGGUCAUUCUGCUCAAAAACUGGAGGAACUAACUAGAAUAGGCCUAGAUUUGGUCUUUGACAGCUUAAAGAAGAACAAUAUCAAGGAAGCCUCAGAACUUUUGAAGAAUAUGGGCUUUGACGUAAAAGACCAGUUGCUCAAGAUAUGCUUCUAUACCACUGAUAAAAAUAUACGGGACUUUUUGGUUGAAAUCUUAAAAGAUAAAAAUUAUUUUUCUGAAAAAGACAAGAGAACGAUAGAUAUCGUGCAUCAAGUUGAGAAGUUUUACUCAGGACAUUUCCAGGAAAACGUGCAGAUCCAGUCUUUUCCCAGGUUUUGGAUAAAGGAGCAAGAUUUUUUCAAGCACAAAUCUGUUUUGGACUCAUUUCUGAAAUAUGACCAUAAAGAGAAAUUUAAUCAACAGGACCAUAGAAUUGUGUUAAGUUGGGCACAGUGGUGGGAUCAGCUAACACGAGAAUCCAUCCUUCUCCCCAGGAUAAGUCCUGAAGAAUACAAGGCAUAUUCCCCUGAAGCCCUCUGGAGAUACCUCACAGCUCGCCAUGACUGGCUAAGCAUUACUUUGUGGCUUGGAGAAUUUCAGACCCAGAAUAAUUUCGCUGCAGUUCAGCAGAGCAGGUGGCCCCCUCUGACUGUUGACGUUAUUGAUCAAAAUACCUGCUGCAACAGCUACGUGAAGAAUGAAAUUUUAGAUAAGCUGGCCAGUAGGAAUGGAAUUUUUCUUACAUCUGAGCUAGAAGACUUUGAACUCUUCCUCCUAAGGCUGAACCGUAUUGGUGGUGUGAUGCAAGAUACUCUCCCUGUGCAAAAUUACAGAUCCAAAGAAGGCUGGGACUUCCAUUCUCACUUCAUUCUUUAUUGUUUGGAACAUAGUUUGCAGUAUCUUCUUUACAUCUAUCUUGACUAUUACAAACUUAGUCCUCAAAAUUGUCCAAUUUUAGGAAAAAAAGAAUUACAUGAAGCUCACCCUUGGUUUGAAUUUUUAGUUCAGUGUCGACAAGUUUCCAGUAAUUUAACAGAUUCCAAGCUCAUCUUCCAGGCUAGUCUUGCAAAUGCUCAGAUACUGAUUCCCAGCAAUCAGGCCAGUGUAAGCAGUAUGCUGUUGGAAGGACAUACCCUCCUAGCUCUUGCUACUACGAUGUUCGCUCCUGGAGGUGUCAGCCAGGUUGUUCAGAAUGAAGACAAUGAGACCAGUUUGAAGAAAGUGGAUCCCCAGUUACUAAAGAUGGCACUGACUCCUUAUCCAAAGCUCAAAACUGCUCUCUUCCCCCAGUACACGGCGCCUAGUGUCCUGCCACCAGAUAUUACACUUUACCAUCUCAUGCAGUCAUUAUCACCCUUUGAUCCUAGCAGAUUGUUUGGCUGGCAAUCUGCCAACACACUAGCAAUAGGAGAUGCAGCAAGUAGCCUCCCACAUUUCUCCAGCCCUGAGCUUGUUAACAAAUACGCUAUAGUGGAACAUCUGAAUUUCGCUUAUUAUUUACAUCAUGGACGACCAUCGUUUGCCUUUGGUACCUUUCUGGUUCAAGAAUUAACUAAAAGCAAGACUCCUAAGCAACUGAUCCAGCAUGUAGGCAAUGAAGCCUAUGUUUUAGGACUCUCCUCCUUUCAUAUACCUUCAAUAGGCGCUGCCUGCGUUUGCUUCUUGGAAUUGCUUGGCCUCGACAGCCUCAAGCUCAGAGUUGAUAUGAAAAUAGCCAACAUCAUUCUGAACUACAAGUGUAGAAGUGAAGAUGUUCAAUACAGUUUUAUCAGAGAGUCUCUAGCUGAAAAGCUAAUUAAGCUGGCUACAGGAGAGAAGGCUACUGGAGAGGAACUGCUUGUUCUCUUAGAAGAAGGUAUAUGGAACAGCCUUCAGCAACAGGAGACUAAGAGGUUAUCCAGUGAAUCUAGCAGCCAGUGGUCAUUAGUGGUGCAAUUCUGCAGGCUCCACAAUAUGAGCUUGAGUACAUCUUACCUUCAGGAAUGUGCGAAAGCAAAUGAUUGGCUACAGUUCAUUAUUCACAGCCAACUCCAUAGUUACCACCCAGAGCAGGUGAAAGCUCUCCUGCCGCAUUUCAGUCCCGUCCUUCAAGACCACUUAAAGCUGGCUUUCGAGAACUUACCCUCAGCGUCCAGCUCCACAAGGAACAGUGAUCAGGUCUGCAACACGUCUCCCCAGGAACUCCAGAAAAACAAAGAAGAGACGACCGAUUUUUUCGAAAUUCUGCUUCAAUGCUCAGAGGAGCCAAACUCUUGGUGCUGGCUCCUGGCUGAAGCAGUGAAGCAACAGACUCCUGUCCUCAGUGUCCUGGCCUCAUGUCUCGAGGGUGCUAGUGCUAUUCCUUGUCUCUGUGUUUGGAUCAUCACUUCAGUGGAAGACAGUGUUGCAGCUGAAGCAAUGGGACACAUUCAGGGCUCUGUAGAGGGACACACCUGGGACCUGGAAGACCUUACAAUCAUCUGGAAAAUAUUAUUAACAAGGAAGAAGAGCAAAACUCUCAUCAGAGGCUUCCAGCUUUUCUUUAAGGAUUCCCCAUUACUAUUGAUGAUGGAGAUGUACGAGCUCUGUAUGUUUUUCAAGAAUUAUAAGGAAGCUGAAGUUAAACUUGCGGAAUUUCAGAAGAGCCUUGAAACUCUUGAAAUGACGGGCACCAGUGUCCACGUAACCAUUCCUGCCCCAUGGCUGAAGCAGCAGGCGUGUUUUCUUUUAAAACUUAUGUUACAGCAGUGCCGGACCCAGUAUGAGCUGGGGAAGCUCUUACAGCUGUUUGUUGGAGUAGAACAUCUCUUCUCUGAUGGUCCAGAUGUGAAAAAACUGUGUGUUCUUAGCCAAAUGUUGAAGGAUACAUCUAUAGCCAUUAAUCAUACAACUAUUACCAGCUACAGCCUUGAGAACUUUCAGCAUGAAUGUAGAUGUAUUCUGGAACAACUAGAGACAUGUGGGCAGUUUGCUUUGGCCAGGAGAGUAGCAGAACUAGCUGACUUACCUAUAGACCACUUGGUUAUUGAAGAGAUAACACAAGAGAUGCAGACCUUAAAACACACUAACCAGUGGUCCCUGAAACAAGCAAGAAUAGAUUUCUGGAAACAGUGCCACGAGAAUUUUAAGAAAAACUCCAUUUCAAGCAAAGCAGCGUCUUCCUUUUUCUCAGCCCAGGCCUUGGUGGCAUGUGAGCUGGUGGCUGGGGAGCGCCUUCUGUUGCUCACCAUGGCAGGGCACUGGCUCGCCCGGGAGGACCCCGCGCCUCUGGACCAGCUGGAGGAGCUGGAGAAGCAUAUCUGGCUCUGCCGCAUCACCCAGCACGUCGCGGCAGAAAGCCCAGAGGAAACAGAGCCCAGGUUUUCUCGACAAAUCUCAACUAGUGGAGAACUUUCCUUCGCCAGCUUAGCCAGUGAGUUUUCUUUCUCCAAACUGGCAGCUCUAAACACAUCAAAAUACUUAGAACUGAAUGGCCUUCCAUGCAGAGAGACCUGUGAGAACAGACUCAACUGUAAGGAGCAGGAGUCCCUAAACUCAUGGGUGGGGCACCUCUUGGAUGGCGGCUGUGUGCACGAAGCAAGUAGAGUGUGCCGGUACUUCCACUUCUAUCACCAAGAUGUAGCCUUGGCGUUGCACUGCAGAGCCCUGGCUUCAGGGGAGGCUGAUGUUGAUGGCCUGCACCCAGAGAUCCAAGCUCUGCUCCAGCGUCCUGAACUGCCUGAAGAAGAAGAACCCAGCCCUCCUCUAAGGAAAGCCCAAAGCACCUCAAGUCUGGAUAGUCAGUCAUUUGUGAUGCUGCCGCCCAGUGAUGAAGUAGUGACGAACCUGGAAACUCUGAUGAGCAAGUGUGUCCACGGGAAGAACUACUGCCGCCAGGUCCUCUGUCUCUAUGAACUUGCGAAGGAGUUGGGCUGUUCCUAUGCAGAUGUUGCCACCCAGGAUGGGGAAUCCAUGCUCCGGGCAAUCUUGGCUUCUCGGCGGCCUGACCGAUGUAGGCAUGCGCAGGCCUUCAUCAGCUCCCAGGGCCUUGAGCCAGACACAGUGGCUGAACUUGUGGCUGAAGAGGUGACACGGGAACUGCUGAGCCCGUCAGAGGGAACAGGAAGCAAACAGCUCUUCACCCCAGCCGAGGGAAGCCAUGCGUUUCUCCAGCUGACUGCUUUGUGUCAGGACCGCACAUUGGUAGGCAUGAAGUUACUGGACAAGAUUUCUUCCGUUCCUCACGGGGAGCUGGCGUGCACCACAGAGCUGCUGAUCCUGGCCCAUCACUGCUUCACACUGACAUGCCACAUGGAGGGCAUCAUCCGGGUCCUGCAGGCUGCCCGGCUGCUCACAGACAACCAUUUGGCUCCCAAUGAGGAAUAUGGACUUGUGGUGCGUCUCCUCACUGGCAUUGGCAGGUAUAACGAGAUGACAUACAUAUUUGAUUUGCUGCAUAAAAAGCACUACUUUGAAGUCCUGAUGAGGAAGAAGUUGGAUCCGAGCGGCACCUUGAAGACAGCACUGCUCGAUUACAUCAAGCGCUACCGCCCUGGGGACAGUGAGAAGCACAACAUGAUCGCCCUCUGCUUCAGCAUGUGCCGGGAGAUCGGGGAGAACCACGAGGCGGCCGCCCGCAUCCAGCUGAAACUGAUAGAGUCUCAGCCCUGGGAGGACAACCUCAAGGAUGGACACCAGCUGAAGCAGCUGCUGCUGAAGGCCCUGACCCUCAUGUUGGAUGCCGCGGAGAGUUACGCUAAGGACUCCUGUGUACGACAGGCCCUACACUGUCACCGGCUCACCAAGUUGAUAACACUGCAGAUUCAUUUCCUGAACACUGGCCAGAACACAAUGCUCAUCAACCUGGGCCACCACCAACUGAUGGACUGCAUCGUGACGCUACCUCGCUUCUACCAGGCUUCCAUUGUGGCUGAGGCCUAUGACUUUGUUCCUAAUUGGGCUGAAAUUCUAUAUCAGCAAGUGAUUCUUAAAGGAGAUUUUAAUUACUUAGAAGAAUUUAAGCAGCAAAGGUUACUAAGAUCCAAUAUAUUUGAAGAGAUUUCAAAGAAGUAUAAACAGUAUCAGCCUACUGACACAGCUGUGAAAAACCUGAAGAAGUUACUCACUUAUUGUGAAGAUGUCUACCUGUAUUACAAGUUGGCGUAUGAACACAAAUUCUACGACAUUGUAAAUGUGCUGCUGAAGGACCCGCAGACAGGCUGUUGUCUGAAGGACAUGCUAGCAGGUUAGAGGGGCGCAACUAGAUUCUUUUGUUUAGGUGUUUGUUUGAGAGUGGAGUUGCUGGGGAUCCCCAAAUUCUAAAAAACAACCCCAGUGCUGAGCCUACCAGUCCUCUGUGAAACGGGUAAAGGAUGAUAGAUCUCUCACAAGGAAACUUCUUUAAAACUGAUUGUUGAACUAUGUCUCUGUAUGUAUUAGAGUGUUCCUCAGGAUGGUUUGUACUUUAAGAGAUGAAACAAUAUUGGGUAAAGAACACCUGUGUCUGCAGAUUCCAGUUUCAAAGGAAUUUAAUAUUAUUUACACAGUUAAGGAACAGAUGAUACAUUUCCAUUUGUUAGAAACUGAUCUCUAUAAUAAAAUAGACUCUAAAUUCAGUGUCAUUAUUACUAAGGGAAACAGCCCAUGUCUGCCUUAAAACCAUCAUUAUUGCUGUGCAGUCACUGUUUUCAGUUAGUUCCUCAAAGCAUUUAGAUGGUCCUGUCUUCCACUUAGUGGUCUUAGAGCUUUCACUGAGGAUCCUAUUUCCUAUAUAAGAGAAAUUAAAAAACAUUUUUGUUCUGUCCCUACUUUUGAUUCUGUGAUUGUUUAAAAAAAAAGAAAAA
Molecule: messenger RNA, 7908 nt
Organism: Erinaceus europaeus (western European hedgehog)
Lineage: Eukaryota; Metazoa; Chordata; Mammalia; Eulipotyphla; Erinaceidae
Gene: SPG11
Product: SPG11 vesicle trafficking associated, spatacsin
Exons: 40
Coding region: 2-7315 (2437 amino acids)
Biological process (GO): axo-dendritic transport; chemical synaptic transmission; synaptic vesicle transport
Cellular component (GO): synapse; dendrite; axon
Source: RefSeq, a predicted model, not a curated record